CAGCGCCUGUGGAGUUUUUCCUUGCUGCAGACAUCCAUCCUUGGGGAGCAGGCAUUCUCUCUUCCUCCCCACACAGACACCCACCCCCCCAAAAAAGAUGAGAGGCCUCCGUUUUUACCUGCUCUCCAUCCUCUGCCUCGCCUCCUCCCAAAAGGUGCCCAGGCUCAAGCUGAAUCUGCAAGAUGCCCAGAGGUUCAAUUUCAGUGAACAUGAGCGACCGGCGGCCAUGUUCCAUGAGCCCGGCUCCAACCAGGUCCUCGUCGGAGGCCGGGGGAGGCUGUUGCUGUUGACGUUUACGGACUCUGAAGUCACACCGAAAGAGGUCCCCCUGAAGGCUGAUGAGAAGGCGGAAAAGGACUGUAAAAGCAAGCCCAAAGCAGCGUGGGAGGACUGCGAUAAUUUCAUCCAAGUGAUUGAGAAGCUGGACAACAAAAUGAUGGUCUGUGGAACCAACGCUGCUUCUCCCAAGUGCUGGUUUCUGGUCAACACCACGACUUUUCAAACGGACAAGCAAGGCCGGAAUAUCACCGCCUCAGGGGAAAACAUCUCCCCGGCAUCACCAUCCCAAAACGCCGUGGUCAUCACUGUAGAAGACACCCUUUAUUCUGCAUUGUCUGGGGAAAAGAGCAGUAUCCAGAGAAGCUAUGGGAGGAAAAGGGGGCUGAAGACAGAAAACAGCUGGCUGCCCCGAGCGGAGUUUGUUGGCGCCGCCCUGCUGGCGGAGAAGGACCAGAGCAAAGACGAAAUCUUCUUCUUCUACAAUGAGGUCAACCAGUCGGCCGGGCUGGACGAGGAGCCUUACAAAGCUGGGCUCGGGCGUGUCUGCAAGGUGGACCAAGGCGGCAGGCCUGUCAUGACGGAUUCCUGGAGCACCUUCCUCAAGGCGAGGCUGGUGUGUGGACACCCCACGGAGCCCAUGCGCUUCCACCGCCUCCGGGACGCCUUCGUCUCCAGGAAGGAGGGCGGCCAGGGCGAGACUGUGCUGUAUGGCGUCUUCUCCAGUGCGUGGGGUUCGUCUGCUGUCUGUUCGUACUCGAUGAACCGGAUCAGCUCCAUUUUCAAGACUUCGAAGUUCAAAGGGGUCACGGGACCCAUCCCUGUGCCCAGACCCGGCAUGUGUGUGCCACCAGAUGGUCACCCUCCGUUGCCCAAAGCUACCCUAACCUUCAUUAAGGACCACCCCGAAAUAGACUCGGUCAUCUACCCGGAUGAAGAGCACCCCCUCUACAUCCUCCAGAACAAUGACACGUACACUCAGGUGGUGGUGGAUAGUGUGCAGGAUGCUGCCGGCAUCUCCCACGAUGUCCUCUUCCUGGGAACAGCAAAAGGGAAGAUCCACAAGGUGCUGAGAAGCAAAGACCAGACGGUGAUUGUUGCUGAGCUGAGUCCCUUCAAGAAGGAAGCCCCUGUCUCUUCUAUGAUCCUGGACGACGAUUCGGGCCACCUGUACGCCAGCACCGAGUUCGAGGUGGUGCGCCUGCUGCUGGCGGACUGCGACCAGUACAAGGAAAACUGCUGGAAGUGUAUCCUGGCCCGUGACCCAUAUUGUGGGUGGGACGGGGAACAGAAGACCUGCUCCGCCGUCUCCCAAGACAGUAACGCCACUGGCAGCUUGCUUCAGAACCUAGAUUCAUCGAGCACCGCUUCCAUGUGUGAAAACGCUGAAGAAAAGUUAGCUCAGGAGGCUCUCAAGAAAGUGAGUGUAGAUCCCACUGGCUACAUCUACCUGCCGUGCCCUCUGCGGUCUCACCAUGCCAUCUACACGUGGGUCAAAGAUGACAAGACGUACCCAUGCUCCAUGGACGAGCAGUCCUGCACCCUCCGCUUCGGGGAGAGCACCCCGAUGGACCAGGGGGUCUUUAAGUGCACCUCCAGAGAAGAAGGUUACCAAGAGGAAAUCACGGCCUUCAAAGUCACCCUCAACAGCGGCCGGAUCCCAGAGGUCUCCGUGGCUGUCAUGGCUAUGGGCAUCUUGUUCCUCACCAUAACUAUUCUCUUGCUAUAGACCAGGUUGCAGAUCUCUUUCACACACUGCCAACUAAUUGUCCGUUUGUCUUUGAAAACGAAACAAAGGGCGCCAAAUUAUCCUGACCCACCUUCCCAUGCUUGAGCAUUGGGCAAAUAUCACCCAAUUCAGCAAACAUGGAUCCAUCAUCCAUCAACUUUCUCCAAGCCCACCAUUUCAUCCCACACACAAAAAAAGAA
Molecule: messenger RNA, 2205 nt
Organism: Lacerta agilis (Sand lizard)
Lineage: Eukaryota; Metazoa; Chordata; Lepidosauria; Squamata; Lacertidae
Product: semaphorin-7A-like
Exons: 14
Coding region: 98-2005 (635 amino acids)
Biological process (GO): negative regulation of axon extension involved in axon guidance; neural crest cell migration; semaphorin-plexin signaling pathway
Molecular function (GO): chemorepellent activity; semaphorin receptor binding
Source: RefSeq, a predicted model, not a curated record